UCUGAAGAAAAAAAUCUGAAAAUGACCACAAAGAUUAAUGAUGCGUGUCCACCUUCACAUUCAACACUCAAUAACAUUAUGUAAUUGUUAAGGAGGUUAGAUAUUUGUUGCUAUUCUACGGUAAUACUCUACCUCACGACAAAGAAGAAUUAUUUGAAUUAAAUCAAUAUUUAGCGCACUACAACAACUUAAGAUAAGUAAACAUUUUUUAAAAUUUUGAAAUGAUAAUUAUUCCUUCUAUUUCCUUAAAUUUGACAGUUCCUAUUUGAAUUUUUUGGGUCUGAUUUUUAAAACCAUAGACAACAAACUAUAGUGUCCUCACUUUCCAGUGUAUACAGAUGGACGUUUAUAAAAAAGAACAUGGCACAAAUCGCUAAGGUUUAAUUUAAUAAAGGUUUUAUCUAUGCUCAUGUACAUGAAUCUUUCCAUUUAAAAGAUAUAACUUCCAAUUAGCUGGAGAUACAUAUUUGCAAUUGUUGUACAUAUAUAACUAUCUUUGACAUUUAAUUUCUCGCCGGCAGAGAUCUAUUAUUCCCCACAGUAUCAGUUUACAUCCCCCGUUCAAUAGUGUAGAUCCAGCUUUGAUUUCCUGUGUUUACCUUGUAUUUCUUUGAUUAUUUAGGGAUAUAAAUUGCUUUGGUCGAAGACAGCUGGUCGUGAGGUCAUUGGGCGUAUGUAAAAGAUACCCAACAUGUCGCCCAUCCCUUUGUUAACUUGUAAUUUAUUAACGAUUACGUUAGAUUUUAGCUUGUCUGUCCGCUUUUGGCUUACUUUAAAAAAAAAACAGUUCGUAUUUGUGAUGAAACUCUCAUACAUUGGUAAUUUACUCAAUACAUCAAUUUCAUUAUGGGUUGUCAACAGUUUUUUCAGAUUUUAACUCAUUUUGUUUCGUUUUGAAUCCUCGCUUUACUCUUUGGUAUUGACACCCUCUUGCAAGGAACAGACUCCUUCAAUUAAGACGAUACCCUAAAGCACAUACAAUGUAGGAGGUUGAAAUCGAAUGCCUGUAAAUUUAACCGUUGUCACAAAGCAAUACAGUGAAAAUUAAUAUUCUAAUAACCACGAAAAAAAAAAUUGUAAUAUGAAGGGAUGUCGGUCUGCAAAAUAACCGAUCGUCACGUGACUUUACCUCGCAGGAUCUUGACGUUUUGCUUUGGUAUUUCACCGUUAUACCCCUCACCCAGACCGUUAUAUAUCAACUGAAUUAUAUUGUCAGAUGACGCGGCAUUGCAAUGCUGUGAUCUUUUUACAUGAUAUUUAGCGUAUUUCAUGACUGCCGUAAGGUGAGAUCAAUGGCCGAUUCUGAGGAUUGGGUUUGCCCGCGACAGCACAUUUGACCUCCGGGUGAGCGCUGCGUCCCGGCGGAAUGUUGCCAGCCAAUUAACGCGAGAAAUUGAUCCUUCUGUGUUUUCUAAUACUAAUUACUGGGUUAUUUCAUGCACAUAUGACUAUCUAUUUUUGUUUGAUUGAUAAUAAUUGUAUAUUUUCUGGUAGAAUGAGACGCGAUUGUGGUUUCGAUUGACACAAACUGAUUGAUGUCGUAUUUCCGUGAAGUCGUUGGUUUUUACUAGUGUUUGAUACGGUUUAUUAUUUCAAACUGAUGAUACACUGUUAUAGUUGAAUUACAAAAAUAAAAUACUCUUGUAGCUAAGCUAAUUUUUCAGUGUUCAUCAAACAGGAUCCUUCUCAAGUAGAGCCUUGGUAUCAAAACACGUGCAUCUCAAAGACAAACUCAGAUUCAGAGGUAACGCCAUGGUUGGUAUCUAUACACAUAUUAACACUCCAAAUCAUGCUUUAUCGUCAAUUAAAAGGCAAACUGAAGAAGUCUCUUUGAACUACUUCCGUGGUGUGUUAAGUGGAACAAGGCGAGGAGUUUUUGUUUUUGUAAAACUUGCUGAAGUAAUUUAUCAUAUACCGGGACUGUAGUUGGAUGGGUAAGGUACAUGUUGCGGGGGUGGUCGGGGUGAGUACACACAGCAUGGUUAACGUAGACCAGACAACGGAUUGACAUGCGUUGUCAUAUGCAUUGCGCGGACUACAGAGGCCUGUAGUAGAUGCUCUGUGUAGGCAUCACGAGGGCCGUCUUUACACGUGUUGUGACCGACCCCCUGGGGCAGUAUAUACCUAUUGUUUUUCACCAUUUGUAGGGAUUAUGCGGCAUGAUUAUUGUGUCCACACGUCGGAAACUUGUCGUCAUUCUCUGACGCCAACAACACUGCUUAGAAGAUUGCGAAACCUUACAACAGGAGUCUGCGAGGAAGUGUGAAAAAUUCUGAUGUAUACCCAAUAUUGUUAUACUUUGUAUUGAUUCCAGCAGUGUAUGUAAUAUUCAUUACUGAAUAUAUUUGACGUUUAUGGCAGGUAUGUAAGGAGAAUCGACCUUUGGGGUCGUGGCGAAUGCAUUCGUCACAUUGGUAUAUUCAAUCGACCGCAAGGCUUAAACAACAAGAGUUAAAUAGCGCGUGUUGAGGUGUAACGAUGCUUUCACUAAUUCUCCAUCUCUAAACUCAUUCGAAAGGAAAAGUGGUUUGUUUAAAUCUAUCAACUUCUCGUAUUUACCUGUGUUUCAUUUGUGUGUUUUUUAGUGUACAAGUUUUAUUUAUUAUUCUUCAUAACUGACUGGAUUUACGUGAGACUUGAAUAUAAUUAAGGAAACAGAAUUCGUGAGGCAAUUUAUAAGUAGAAGCCGCUACGCGGAGAGGGCGUUAGUCUAUUCGCUGCAUAGCCUGAGUGACAGGUGGAAUGUCGUCGUCAGAGUCCCGGAUACAGGAGCAUGGUCUCUAUCUCGGAGAAGAGUGCCUCUGGAAUUAAGUGACGAACGAUAAUCUGGUGGUCGCUGCCACCAUGAAGCUAAAGUACCGAGUGUUAGGGUCCAUCUUGGGCCUCUCAUUUAUAGGGACUUGUAUGUAUUUGUUGAACACUUUACCUCGAAUUAUAGAAUACACGAAACCUUCCCCUCAUAUACGGAAACUGAUUCCAAGGAUUGUGGAUACGGAAGCCCAUUUCUCGGCGCUUCGGAAAAGGUUAAACAAAAGUAACUACACGAGUGAUGAAUUCAGUCCGGAGACGGUGGAGGGGGAGAGGGCGCAGCCCGCGGGGAGAGAGGUCAUCAAGGCCCACGAUCAAAAACCCGAAAAAUUCAGCGACGACGCCGUGGACGACAUGCUGAAGAAGCUGGGUAGGACCCACCCCAAAAUGUUUGACAUGGAAGAACUUCGUGUGACUCCCUACGAGUCAGUGUUGUGGAAUAUCAAGAAACGCAACCAUAAGAAGGGCAUUUAUUUGCCGGGGUACACCGACUCCGAGAACGGCGGAGGCGGGUCCGCCAACUGGGAGAAAUACCAGCGGGGAAUCAACCAGUAUUUCAUGUACGAGCCCGAUGACCCCGCCGUGGACGGUCUAAUGGCGGACAUGGAGCAGGAAACCGUUAUAGACGUUGAGCAGAAAGAUGGCGGUACACAGCUGAAAUUGAUCAUCACUUUUCAGGACGAAGGCCAAGCUCUGUUUAAGCCCAUGAGAUUUCCAAGAGAGGUUGAAACUCUACCGAACCAUUUCUACUUCAGUGACUAUGAGCGACAUUACGCUGAGAUAGGGGCCUUCCAUUUGGACAGAACCCUGGCCUUCUACAGGGUGCCCCCAGUGGCGGGUCGGCGCUUCAACAUGACAUACGAAAUCAAAAGACUGGCUGAUCGAAAACUCGCUAAAACCUUUUUUAUCUCACCUGCCAAUAACGUGUGUUUCCACGGAAGCUGUUCAUACUACUGUGACACUGGCCAUGCUAUUUGUGGUAACCCGGACACAGUGGAAGCGUCCCUAGCAACGUUUCUACCGCCUGAAAAAAUUGGCAGGAGAAAAACAUGGCGGAACCCAUGGAAGAGGUCCUACAGCAAACACCGCAAAGCAUACUGGGAAGUGUACGAUGACCUUUGUGACAAGGUCAGGACCAAGCCGCCGUACAACAACGAACGCAGACUCCAAGAUCUGAUCGACAUGCAUAUAUUCGACUUCUUAACAGGAAAUCUGGAUCGUCACCACUACGAGACGUUCAGGGAUUUUGGAAAUGUCACUUUCCACAUGCACCUUGACAAUGGCAGAGCGUUUGGAAAGUCGCACAAAGAUGACCUUUCAAUUUUAGCGCCGUUAUACCAGUGUUGUGUUAUAAGGUAUUCUACCUUCAUCAAAUUGUCCAAGUUUUACCUGGGACCUGAAAAACUGAGCAAUUCUUUGAGAAAAUCACUGAACAAAGACAGUUUACGCCCGAUCCUUUUAGAGCCACAUUUGAUUGCGUUGGACCGCCGUGUUGUCCUCAUCCUAAAAGAAAUCGCUAAGUGUUUGGAGAAGGGGAUAGAAGUGGAAAAUGUGAUAGUGGACGACUUCUUCUAAACCUGACAAUCAAUGUUGAUAUUAACGGAAUUCUUAAUACAGUUAAUUGGAUUCCGAGGACCAGAAACAUACGGGUACAGCAAAGCCUGUGCUGGUCGAGAUGCAAGUCCUAAAAAUAGUGCUUACGAAAUUAGUGUCGUUAACGGCCUCGUCACGUGACAAAGAGGUACUGAUUGAGUGCCUAAUGUUCAUAGAUUCUUGACUAUUGUACUGGUAACGGACCACUCAAGUCGUCCUGAACCUAUAUCAAAGAGGUGUGAACCAAAGUAAACCUUGCUUUGUAUAUGAUAGAUUUGUUGAUUAUUAAUCCAUCAGUUCACCGACAGGACUUUGUGAACUGACUGGAAUACAGGUAUUACGUGAGGAAGUUUACAAACUUUGGUCAUCGUCAUUCUUAAUCAAACGAUGGAGUGAUAUUGAAAACCUCUGUUUUUUGUUGUAAUUUAACUGUAUUAAUUUUUUUCCCUCUAUAUCAUUGCAUAUUAUGUAACAAAAGAGUCGCCAUAUUGAGGAUAUAUCUGUCUUUGUAUACGCGGUGCUGGCGUUCAUUUGAUGAACUGCAAAAAUCAUGACUAUUUAGAUCCCAGGGAUCUGUUGCAUUCAUAGGGUAAUAGGAUUGGCGUUCCUGGAUUCACGACCCCGUAAAUCAAUUCAAUAAUGUUUCUUUGACGCAUGGUAAUAGCAAACGAGAUUAAUGAAGAUUGCAAGAACAAAUUGUUUUUAAUUUAUUUCUUCGAUUUUCACAAUGACCCUUAUGUAAAACAUGGUUGUUUCGCAGUUUCAUCCGAACAAGAUUUUGGAAUGGGGGAUCCACCAUAACAUGACAUAUUAUUGAAUACCGGACUUUCUUGUCCGCCAAGGAAUACAUUCCUUUAUGUGAAUUCUAAUUGUUCUGGUUACAUUCCAAGCCGAAUGAUGCCUUAUUGUGUCAUAAUAUAUAACAGACGUCUGUGAAAUUAUCAUAUCACGGAGCGUGGUUGUGUGCUUUAUAGUUUAUGUUUUAGUCACGUGGUUUAAUUGAGGACAGUAUGAUGGGUGCACUAUUAUUGUUGAAGUUGUAUUGUCUCAUGGGAGUAAUCAUAAUUUAUAAGAGAACUUGAAAUAAAAUGAAAAUGAAAAUAGA
Magallana angulata is the source of this 5506-nucleotide messenger RNA. RefSeq names its product extracellular serine/threonine protein kinase FAM20C-like. NCBI's taxonomy places the organism in Eukaryota, Metazoa, Mollusca, Bivalvia, Ostreida, Ostreidae. The record is from RefSeq and is a predicted model, not a curated record. Gene Ontology annotation, cellular component: Golgi apparatus. Gene Ontology annotation, biological process: protein phosphorylation. Bases 2845 to 4383 code for a protein of 512 amino acids. The transcript has 8 exons. Gene Ontology annotation, molecular function: phosphotransferase activity, alcohol group as acceptor.